This is a messenger RNA of Clarias gariepinus (North African catfish), 2887 nucleotides long. It is a transcript of the gene gfra4b, whose product is annotated as GDNF family receptor alpha 4b. The transcript is spliced from 8 exons. Gene Ontology annotation, biological process: nervous system development. The record is from RefSeq and is a predicted model, not a curated record. Lineage: Eukaryota; Metazoa; Chordata; Actinopteri; Siluriformes; Clariidae. Bases 310 to 1605 code for a protein of 431 amino acids. Gene Ontology annotation, molecular function: signaling receptor activity. Gene Ontology annotation, cellular component: signaling receptor complex; external side of plasma membrane.
CGCUCUCUCUCUCUCUCUCUCUCUGAUGAGUUUGACGCUGUUGCAGCUGUGAUGUGCUGACAGUGUGAGAUUCGCUUGGUCUGUGGCUCUGUGUGUUAUUAAGAGUAGUGUGUGUGUGUUUUGUUUAAUCCCCGGCAUGGGGAACUUUCAGUAAGCCUGUGUAACUCUCUGCUCCGAUCCGAGAAGCGCUCGGACUCCAGUCUGGUUCUAAUCUCCAGCCGAUCGGACUUCAGCCGGAGUGAGUCGUGAUUAUAUAUGAGCGGAACGUAUAUGAGUCGGGAUUAGAGCUCCUGAUUCCAGACACACAGGAUGGACCUGACGGGCUUGUGCUUCAUGCAGCUGCUGUUCUCAGCCCUGCAGGUGAUAUUAUGUGUAGGAAGAGACUGCCUUCUGGCUGGGGACUCAUGCUCCAGCGAUGAGACCUGCAGUCCGCGCCUCCGAACCCUGCGUCAGUGCGUGGCCGGAGACGGCAGCGUGAAGCUGGGUCUUGGUGCACGCAGCCAGUGUGCCAAUGCCGUGUCUGCCCUGUUGUCCAGCCCGCUGCAUGGCUGCCAGUGCCGACGUGGGAUGAAGAGAGAGAAGAACUGCCUGAGUAUAUACUGGAGUCUCUACCAGUCUGGCAUACAUGGGCUCAACCUGGUGGAAAGCUAUCCAUAUGAGACGGUGGAGAAAGGAUAUGACUACGUCCGUCUAGCCUCCAUCACAGCAGACUCUGAUCUGGGCCUCUCGACGGCCAACCGGUGCCUGGACGCGGCCAAAGCCUGCAAUGUGGAUGACCUGUGCCAGAGGCUGCGUACAGAAUAUGUCUCAGCAUGUAUCAAGCCUUCAGGCAAAUCAGGCCUAUGCAACCGCUCCCGCUGCAAUAAGGCCCUGCGCCGAUUUUUUGAUCGCGUACCCCCUGAAUACACGCAUGAGCUGCUCUUCUGUCCCUGCAGCGAUAUGGCGUGCUCGGAGAGACGACGCCAGACCAUCGUGCCUGGCUGCUCAUACGAGAUGCCAGAAAAACCCAGCUGCCUAACACAGAUGAGGAGCUGCAGAGCCGACUACAUGUGCAGGUCCCGCUUGGCCCAGUUUCAGUACGACUGCCAGCCACAGGAGCAGUCAUCCAGCGGCUGCAAACAUGGCAACUAUGCUGCCUGUCUUGUAGCCUACACUGGCCUAAUAGGCAGUCCCAUCACUCCUAAUUACGCGGACAACACCACAUCCAAUGUGGCACCGUGGUGCACAUGCUCAGCAAGUGGCAAUCAGAAACAGCAAUGCACAGAGUUUCUGGACUAUUUCACCAACAACAUCUGUCUCAACAAUGCUCUUCUGAUGUUUGGGAAUGGGAUGGACCAGACACCUACUCCAAGCCAAACAAAUCGUCGAAUCCCUGUGACAGACAGAGACGCACGAAACAGUUCUUCUGGCUUUGUCUCCAUGGAUACAGAAGAGAACAUUGCGAGCCCAACCAUUUCCACACAGGACACCGAAAGGGAGAGACUUUGGGGCGACUCCACAAUUCCCUUCAACACACACCGUAACUAUGGCCAGGCGUCCACUCGUGUGUGUUUGCCAGUACUCACCUGUCUGCUGCUCAUCCUUCUGCUGAGCUCCAAUCAGUAAUAUUCUUGUGUGGAACAGACAGAGUCUGGGCCAAGGGACCAACUGCAAUGUUAUUUUUUUUAAUCAAAACUGUGGAGAAAAAAAAAAAAAAAACUGUCACCAACAGCCCUCCAUGUUUCAUUGUGCUAUCUGUGUAUUUCUGUGGAACGGUCGGAUUCGGCGAGAAGAUUUAUUAAUGGACCUGACACCUGAUGAAUGGUUAAUCUAAUUGGAAAUUCCUUGUACAUAUGUACAUAUCAUUAUGCAGAGUCAAUAUCAGAGUUUAUUGUUUGUGAAUAAUUUCAGCUCCAAGACCUACAUUUUCUAGGGACAUUUAUGAGUGUGGUGCCUGCAGCGUUUGAUAACCAAAUUAAUGUGCAAUGCUCUAAACUAGGCUGAAAUGUGUGGAGGGAGGAAUCAAAGCCUCAUGUUUCUUUUCUAUAGCUCCUCAUGCAUCACUUCAAGUGUUCAGAGGCGCCUGUGGAGGAAACAGGGAUUUAAUAUCAUUUUGUUCAAGUUGACUGAGAACGAAGACUAGGGCUGCCUCUGAUCAAUAUUCGGACUGCAAAGCCUUUGUGUGGAGGUAAACAAAAGGCCUGUCGACGUUUGAACUGAAAUUUUGGAUAUAUCCGAUUUUAGAUUCCAAGGUAUUAUGUGUGUGUGUGUGUGUGUGUUCAGGAACGUAAAGCGCUUUCUCUUUGCCUGACUGAAGAACAAAUAUAAGCCAAACAUUUGUGAUAUCUGUUGCUUUAGUCUUGUGCAAGCACAAUGGACCUUUUGAGACAAAAACAUCGGACACUUCUACAAUGUUAUAUACCUUCGGGUUUACACACUCAAAUCCUGUAUAGUUUAAUGUCUUAUUUCUUUGACAUACCUGACGAAAAUCUGAGGCUUCAAAUAAAUUGUGUAAAACUAAAAGGAAAACGAAAACUGUUCAGGAGCAGACUAACGCAAGCAGCGCGAAACCAAUUGAGCACAUUUUCAGUGUACUGAAAUAACACUGGUAAAGUCGUUAUCCACAAGCAGUAUUUAUAUGUUCUAAUUGCUAUAAUGCAUUUAAGGAACUCAGCUUUGAUUUGUAUUUGGUGUGGAUCGCUCUCUCACAAUUAUAUCUUUGGGCAAUAUUCAGAGUUGGGAUUUAUGUUAUGUUAGUUAAUACAGGUAAAGAGUAUGUCAGCAUUGAUAUUUUUGACGUAACUAAAAAUACUGGAUACUACAUGGGAGUACAUACUUGUUUUAAAACAUCAUGCUAGAAGCAGUAUUAUGUCCAAUGCCAAAUUGUAAUAUUGAAAUUAUGGAAAGU